This is a messenger RNA of Oryzias melastigma (Indian medaka), 2351 nucleotides long. It is a transcript of the gene gdpd2, whose product is annotated as glycerophosphodiester phosphodiesterase domain containing 2. Bases 141 to 1772 code for a protein of 543 amino acids. Gene Ontology annotation, biological process: lipid metabolic process. The record is from RefSeq and is a predicted model, not a curated record. The transcript is spliced from 17 exons. NCBI's taxonomy places the organism in Eukaryota, Metazoa, Chordata, Actinopteri, Beloniformes, Adrianichthyidae. Gene Ontology annotation, molecular function: glycerophosphodiester phosphodiesterase activity. Gene Ontology annotation, cellular component: membrane.
CGCUCGUGUGCCGCCGUACACAGUCGACCCACAGACUCCCAGCGAUGUCAGCAGCCAAACAAGUGCGCGUCUGACCCGAUACACGCUGUGAGACGCCCAAAGCAGAACAUUUCCCCGACUGUGAAUGAAGAGGAGGCGAGAUGCGUCAAGUGUGCAGCUGCUGGAGAGUGUGCAGCAGGGGUCUGUACAGCUGCUACUGGAGGGAGUCCAGCAGCAGCCAAAGAAAAAUGUCAUGCUGCUGGCUGUCAUUCGUCACUGUGGUGUCCCUGCUCUCCCUGUGCUGGCUGUACAUUUGUCUCAUUACAUUUAAUGACCAAGAGGAACUAAACGGGCAGCUAUUCAAAUGGUUGAACCGUUGGUUCAAUUGGUUCAUGGUGAUCAUCAUCUUUUCUGCAGUGUUAACCAGUUACUGUGUUCUGCUGCUGCUCUUUGCGUUGAUUCAAAUUGUUUUUGGAGAGAAGCUGGACUUGCACUGGCUGCACAAGAUAUUUCUUUUUUUGGGAGUGAUUAUCAUCAUUGGUGGAAUAUCUGGCAUUGUGGGGAUGUGGAAAAGAGAACUGCCAACGAUUUCUCUUUCACUCCAGGCGACAGCUCCCUUCCUGCAGUUUGGUGCAGUAGCAGCGUUGACGCUGAUCAGCUCGUUUGUCUUCCAGGCUUUUCACAAGAUCAAAAAAAACUCCAGGUUCCUGGUUCUCGUGCUGUUUGCAGCUGUGGCCGCUGCUAUCUUCCUGUCCCCCCUGUCCAUUCACUCACCAUGUUUCAUAGAACUGAAAGAUUUACCUGAAAAACCAAAGCUGUUUGCUCACAGAGGCGCUCCAAUGCUGGCUCCAGAGAACACCAUGAUGGCGUUUGAAAGGAGCGUCGCGUGUGGCGUGACGGCCUUUGAGACCGAUGUACAGCUCAGCAAAGACAGAAUUCCCUUCUUGAUGCACGACAGUGAAAAUGAGUUCUUGCUGAGAACCACAAAUGUCAAGAACAAGCUCCCUCAAAGAGCAAUCAAAAGCAACAUGGACCUGACUUUUGAGGAAAUACAGAAUCUGAAUGCAGGUGAAUGGUUCUUAAAGACGGAUCCUUUUCGGUCGGUGUCCCAGCUCUCAGAAGAGGAGAAGCAGACAGCCCGGAAUCAGACCGUCCCUUCCCUCCUGCAGCUCCUGGAGCUGGCCAAACAGCACAACAUUUCUGUGAUCUUUGACCUCUACAGAACUCACAAAGACAGAAAUGACAGAGAGGACACAGCAGCCAUAAUUGACACCAUCCGGAAGUCGAACAUUAACCCAGGACUGAUUCUUUGGCUUCCUCCGAGUGAAAGAGAGUGGGUGAAUAAAACGUCUCCAGGCUUCGUUCACAUCUACAGCAAUGAGUCUGAAAUGAGAAAAAACAAUGGCAGACACCUAAAUGUGAGAUACACCCACCUGAGCAUGAACAGAAUCAGGGAACUCAGGGCCGACAAUAUUACUGUGAACCUGUGGGUGGUGAAUGAGCGCUGGCUGUUUUCUCUGCUGUGGUGCGCGGGGGCCAGUUCUGUGACCACAAACUCCUGCCACCUCCUGAAGGAUGUGGAGCAGCCUGACUGGUUCAUGUCCUAUCAGACCUACACAAUAAUCUGGAUUGUGGUGGAUGUUGUGUCCGUGUUGAUAAUGGCUGCCCUCUUCUUCUGUCAGUGGAAAACACACUGUUCCCGCCUCAGAGAAGGAGCCAUGGCUGAGGUGAGAACAGAGGCUGCCUCUUGGAUGCGUCUUGCACCAGUGAAGAUGACACCAGCAUACAUUUGAAAUUCAGCCUUCUUACAUGAAUUUGGGAGAAACAGAAAUGAACGAUCUUCGAACUUCUCAGUUGGAGAUCUUGCAACCUUUCCUUUCCUGUCCAGCCGAGCCAUGCCAGAUUAGGGCUGCAUGGAAGAGAAACUGUGUCAUUUCAAAGCACUUUUUUGAUAAUUUCAUAAAACUUAAAGUGUAAUUUCAAACAUAGUUUAGGAAGAAAGUGGACACAACCACCAAAGAUUGGCAGUCAGUUACAUUCUUUUGAAUUUUGUGCAGUUUUUAUAGUCUUUUUUUUUGUCUUUUACUACUGAAUAUGUAAUGUCUGAGCUCUGUGUUUGAAAAACACACACUGUAACUAUGCAUAACUUUCUCUUUGGUGAAUUUCUUAAUUAAAUGAGUACAUUUGUCAUUGUUUCACUAAUGCAGCUAUAAUGUUUCUGCUUUCUGAGCCACAUGAAUUUUUCCUCUGUUUAAAAAGUGAUUUUUAAAAUGUGUCAAAUGUAAAUAAAAGAAUAAAACUCUAUACUGUAAUCUCAGGGAAGACAAACUUAAAAGGACAACAUAUGAAAAGAUUAAAGAAAUACAAAUCUG